AUGGCGUCCGACCUGGACCAGCUCAUUGAGAUGGGCUUCGACAAAGAGCGAGCACAAAUUGCAGUAUCCAAGACCGGUGGCCUGCAAGGGGCUCUGGAAUGGCUUGAAACAAACCAGGACAAAUCGCUAGACGAGAUCAAGGUAGAGCAGUCGCAGCAGGCAGAGGGCGAAGAGGGUCCUCCUCUACAGCCAGGCGAGCAAGCGCGCAGCUUGGUGUGCAAUGACUGUGGCAAGAAGUUCCGCAGCCAGGCACAGGCGGAGUUCCACGCAUCCAAAUCGCAGCACGUGGACUUCUCCGAAUCCACCGAGGAGAUUGCUCCCCUAACUGAGGAGCAGAAACAGCAACGACUGACCGAGCUGAGGGAGAAACUGGCAGCGAAGCGGUCGGUGCAAUCCGAGCAGGACAAGGCCGACAAGAAGAGGAAUGAGAGUCAGGACGUGAAGGAGGAUCUCCAGCGGAAACAGCAGCUGAAAGAGGCCGCGAAAAAGAAGAAGGAGAAGCAGGAUGAUAUCGAUGCCAAGAAGCGCAUCAAGGCCAAGAUUGAGGAGGACAAGGAGGCGCGCCGCCUGAAAGCGGAGCGCGAACGUGCUGAGCGCGUAGGUGUGGCCCCUCCACCCCAGCCCGUCGCUGCUCCGGCACCCACCACUUCCGGUCCAGUGGCGUCCAAGCCCGCUUCAGCCUACACUGAAACUCGUUUGCGAUUCCAGACGGCCCAGGGUAACAUCAUGAAGACGCUGCCCGUCACUACGACGUUGUUUGAGGUGGCUGCCGCUCUGAAGCAGGAUGAUGGGAUCGACGUGCAAAGUUUCACGCAGAACUUCCCGAGGAAGGUUUUUAACAACGAGUUCUUUGGGGAGACCUUGAAGGAGCUGGGACUUGUGCCUAGUGCUAGCCUCGUUGUGCAAUGA
Molecule: messenger RNA, 909 nt
Organism: Penicillium alfredii
Lineage: Eukaryota; Fungi; Ascomycota; Eurotiomycetes; Eurotiales; Aspergillaceae
Exons: 3
Coding region: 1-909 (302 amino acids)
Molecular function (GO): protein binding
Source: RefSeq, a predicted model, not a curated record